Molecule: messenger RNA, 1521 nt
Organism: Caenorhabditis remanei
Lineage: Eukaryota; Metazoa; Nematoda; Chromadorea; Rhabditida; Rhabditidae
Exons: 3
Coding region: 1-1521 (506 amino acids)
Biological process (GO): transmembrane transport
Molecular function (GO): transmembrane transporter activity
Source: RefSeq, a predicted model, not a curated record
AUGCUGAAAGCUUCAAAAUCAAUUUCCGUAGAAGAUCUCCAUUCAUUUUCGGAUCUCCAUCUGGACGACGAGGCUCAUGAGCCAGAGAAGAAAAGAAGAAUUCCAGGAAGAAUGAGAUGGUAUAUUUGUGCCAUUGUAACUGGAUUGAUGACACUUGUUCAAGCAAAUGUUCAUGUUUAUAAUUUCACAGUUUUAUGCAUGCAAGAAGAGCAAACGAGAAUGAUUAAUGAAAGUCUAUCAAGAAACGAAACAACAAUUCCAUCUACAUUGAACUUCAACUUCAGCAAAUUCGAACAAGAUCUUCUCUUCUCAGCUGCAUACAUUGCUCCUCUUCCAUCAAUUAUUAUUCUCUACUUUUUGACAAAUCGAUCCGGAGUCAAAGCGACACUCAUGAUAUGCUCAGUCAUGUCAUUCCUAUCAACAAUUCUCACUCCAAUUGCUACUCAUUACGGCUUUUGGUACUUCUGGGCUGCUCGAUUCUUCCAAGGACUUCCAACUGCAAUUCUUGGUAUCGUUGUGUCUGUUGUGACGUGUCAUUGGUCAACUCUCUCUGAGAAUGGAACAUAUGUCUCAAUCCUCGCAGCUCACUAUCAAAUUGCUCCAUUGCUGACAAUGCCAUUAUCUGCUUUUCUGUGCAAUGUGGGAGGAUGGAGUUCAGUUUAUUACACUCAAGGAACUAUUACAGCCAUUCUUAUUGUACUAUUUGCUGUGUUCUACACUGACAAACCAUCUGAAAACAGUUUUGUUUCAAAAGGAGAACUGAAAGCAAUUGAAGAUGGAAAGUCAUUAGAAGAGAAACACGUGGAAAAGAGUAAGACUCCAUUUGUGGCAAUUCAUAGGGACUCGGCUGUUUGGGCAAUCUGGAUUACAUCUGUUGGAGGAACAAUUGGAUUUUCUAUCUUCUUACAAUACGGACCAACUUAUCUCAAUAAGGUUCUUCAUUACAAUCUAUCGACAACUGGAUGGACUGCAGCGAUUCCAUAUAUUUUCUCAUGUAUCGCUAGAAUUGUUGCUCAACCAUUGUCUGCCAACUGCUCAUUCCUUGGUGAACGUCUCGCUGCUAUCAUCACAACGUCAAUCUCUCAAGGAACAAUGGCCAUCGCUUUCCUUGUUUUGAUGUUCAUUCCACAGACAUGGUCAUCAGUUGGACAACUUUGUUACAGUUUAGUAAUUGUUGCGAAUGGAUUGAAUGGAGUUGGAAUAACAAGAAGUGCACAAUUGGUCUGCAAACAACAUAUGUCAUUUGUCUAUACAGCAAGAGCAUUUUACAAUGGAAGUGUUGGAUUGUUCUUGCCUUUGUUGGUCAACCUGGUUGCACCAAAUGACACUCACAGCGAAUGGACACGACUCUUCUUGAUAAUCUUCUGCAUUGUUUUCGUUACAAACAUCAUUUUCAUCAUCUUCUCUCGUGCAGAAGCUGCUUCAUGGACAAUCGGAACAGCAGAAGUUGAUGACAGAUCAGAACAUGAUGUAGAAGAUCAAAAGAGUGUCACCACUGAAACUACUGUAGAAAAGUUCUAA